Molecule: messenger RNA, 1458 nt
Organism: Mycotypha africana
Lineage: Eukaryota; Fungi; Mucoromycota; Mucoromycetes; Mucorales; Mycotyphaceae
Product: armadillo-type protein
Exons: 2
Coding region: 1-1458 (485 amino acids)
Biological process (GO): post-transcriptional regulation of gene expression
Cellular component (GO): cytoplasm
Molecular function (GO): mRNA binding
Source: RefSeq, a predicted model, not a curated record
AUGGAGGAUCGCUUUGCCAUGUUUCAGUUGGAAGAUGUAGCGGAUGAUAUAUAUGCUCUCUGUAAAGACCAAUAUGGUUGUCGAUUCUUUCAGAAAAAACUAGAGGAAAGGCAAAAGCCUGAACAUCGCGAUAUCAUCUUUAGGCAAAUCUAUUCCCAUUUCGUUGAACUCAUGACAGAUCCUUUUGGAAAUUAUCUAUGCCAGAAAAUGAUGGAAUAUUGUACUGACUCACAGCGUACAUUGAUUGUCGAACAAGUCGCGAAAGCCAUCAUUCCCAUCUCGCUUAAUAUGCAUGGUACAAGAGCAGUUCAAAGAAUGAUUGAAUUCCUCACUCUUCCUGAACAAAUCAACAAAACAAUCGAAGCAUUAGCGCCCAACGUUGUAACCCUUAUCAAGGACAUCAACGGAAACCAUGUCGUUCAGAAAUGUCUUCACAAACUCUCUCAUCACAAUAAGCAAUUCAUUUACGAUUCUGUCAGCCGUUAUUGUAUCGAAGUAGCUACACAUCGUCAUGGCUGUUGUGUCUUGCAGCGCUGUAUUGAUUACUCCGCAGACCACCAAAAGAAACAGCUUGUUGAUGUGAUCAUACAACACGCACUCACGCUUGUUCAAGACCCUUAUGGCAAUUACGUCGUGCAAUACGUCCUCGAACUAGGCGAUGCUCAGUUUUCUGAUCAACUCAUCCGACAAUUCUUGAACCAUAUUGCUGAGCUUUCUGUCCAAAAAUACAGCUCCAACGUCAUUGAGAAAUGCAUUCGUGUAGCAGAAGAAGACACACGUCGGCAGUUGAUCGAUGAAAUGGUCGUGGAUAAACCUCGCUUAGAGAAAUUAUUGAAGGAUUCGUUUGCUAAUUACGUCGUGCAAACAGCAUUAGAUUUUGCCGACGACCUUCAAUAUCAAAAGUUGGUGGAUUGUAUUCGUCCUUUGUUGCCUUCCAUUCGGAAUACAGCUUACUGUAAGCGUAUUCAGAGCAAGUUACAAAAUAGAGACCAUCAAACGAAUAAGUUUUCAAAUGUACAGCAUUCGAAUCACAUACAUCACCACCACCAUCACCACCAGCAACAGCAGCAACAGCAACAUCCAUUACUUUUAUUACAACAACAACAUGUAUUACAGCCAUCUCCAUUCGCUAUGACGAAUAACAGUCCACUUAACCACUUGACUUUGAACAAUUAUAUGUUGACGAGUAGCAAUGGUAAUAACAAUCCUCAUCAUCUUCAGCAUCCCACUCUGUACACAGAUGCUGCCGGCAUGAUCACAGGAGCUUCAGCAGCAACACAUGUCCCGUUACAAGCAUCAGUAGAGCAACACACUGGUACAAUAGGAGCAUCUGCUACUGCGGUUCAUCCUUUAAUGAACUCAAACGAUAUUGAUUUCGUAUCAGCAACUCCUUUCCAUCUGCCACAGCAACAACAACAUCAACAUCAUCAGCAAUAUCAAUUCUCUCCUUUCUUUUAA